Nerophis ophidion (straightnose pipefish) is the source of this 1306-nucleotide messenger RNA. RefSeq names its product crystallin J1B-like. NCBI's taxonomy places the organism in Eukaryota, Metazoa, Chordata, Actinopteri, Syngnathiformes, Syngnathidae. The transcript has 10 exons. The record is from RefSeq and is a predicted model, not a curated record.
GACUUCCUUAUCAGCAGCCGAGUGGGACACGCCCACCUAGGUUGAGGGGGAGAUGUUUUUGCAACAUGUCACAAAGAGACUCCAAGAUGUCCUUGAGCAUGAAAGAGCGAGCCAUCGGGGCCAUUAUCGGGGCAGCGGUGGCAGAUGCAGCAGCUCAACCCAUGCAUUGGAUUUAUAAUCCAGAACGCCUCAAAGAAGUGCUGGCCGGUCUGGAGCCCACGCCGGAGUUUCGUGCCGACUCUGCAAAUCCUUUCUACCGCAGGAAGACCGGCGAGCAGACCUGCUACGGCGACCAGGCCUACAUCCUGUUGGAAUCGCUGAGUCAGCGUGGAGAUGUCGACGUGGAGGAUCUGACUCGACGGAUCUACAAGUUCUUUGGCCCGGGGACUGCCUACGACCUGCCGCUCAACGAUCCUUACCGCAAGAAAGGAGGUCCCAAAGCCAUCCUUCCCAUCGAUGGUCCUUGGAGGAAUGGGAGCCUGAAAGCUUUCUUUAGAAAUGUGGAUGCUGGAAAAGAAGAAACUGGGUGUGACGUGGACUGCCAAAUGGACGGCGUCACCAAGCUCGCUCCAGCGGUGGCGCUCUUCGCAGGCCGCCCUGACAUGCUGGAGAAAGUGGAGCGGGCGAUCAGGGUGACCCAAAACAACGACAUGUGCGUGGCCGUGACGCUGGCUGCUGCCAGGUUCUUGGAGCAUUUUAUUCUGAAUGGUCCAAGUUCCGAAGCCAUGGAUGCUGUCCUGGCACAACUGAAACAUCCACAAAGGCAGAACCCUCAAGAUCUGGACAACGCCGUCAUUGCACAACUCCACCAGGUGAGAGACAACGUGACCAAGACAUCUCAGCAGCUCAUACCCGACGUCUUCACCAACACUUGAGCCUUGCCUGGUGCGUUCCAAGGAGCGCUGCAUGGCGUCCUGACCUUGAAGAGCUUGGAUGAAGCUGUCAGGGACACCAUGCGCCGCGGGGGAUGCACCGCCAGCCGAGCCUCGUUCAUCGGAGCCUGCUUCGGGGCACAGACCGGCCUCCAAGGAAUCCCGGAGUCUUGGAAGGAAAGGACUCUCCGAUAUCCUCAGCUUCUGGAGCUGGUUGAGGAUCUGUUCCCAAAAACCGCCUAACUUGCAUGUCGUCUUUGUGUCGACAACGCUGUAGGUGAAAGCGUCCCCCUCCUGUUGCAGAUGUACUUUAAAAAUAUCAAUUCAUGACGGUCUCGUUUAAAAGUCCUAAACAGAACGAGACUCGAAUAUUUUUUUGUGGCGUUAAAGUUGUUAUGUAACAAGUCGGGAGUUGCCAAUAAAAGAUAACAUUA